CUCGCGAGCCGCCCCCCGCGCUCCGGAGCCUCCUCUUCCUCUCGCACACCCCGAGCAGCUCGCCCAUCUGGGCCUCGGUCCCCGCCUCCUCUUUCCCCCUCCUCGUCCCUCUCGCGCUCCCCACAUUGUCUCUGCCUCAUUUUCUCUCUUAGUUGAGGCAAAAAAAAAAAAAAAAAAAAAAAAAAAAAUCACCACCCUCCUCAGGGAGCCCCUCGCCCUCCGAAAAACAAAACCAGACAUGAUCCUGGGCUCCUGCUUCUGAAGGCUCGGGCGGACCAGGAGGCGGCGGCGGAGGAGGGAGCCAGGGCUCGAGUCGCGGGAGAGGUCGCGGCAGGGAACCCCCGGCCCCCGUUGCGUCCCCGCGGGCGGGUCCCUCGGCCUCGGCCCGCACAGCGCGGCCUCGCCGCCCCCGCCCCGUCCCCGCCCGCACUUCCGGAGCCGGCCGCACACGCCUCCGUGGAUGGUGUAGCGCCCUCGGGAAGCAUUUUUGAAACGUUGGGGUUAUUGGAGUGGUUGGAUUUUCCCUGGAAUUGCGUGAGAAAUUCAGAAGACUGAAGCCCAGGCUUACAGUCUACCUUUCACGGAGGCCUAGCCGUGAGAGGACAGAAGAAGGCACGUGGCGAAUCAUGACAGCUGACAAAGACAAAGACAAAGACAAAGAGAAGGACCGGGACCGAGAUCGGGACCGAGAAAGAGAUAAAAGAGACAAAGCAAGAGAGAAUGAGAAUUCAAGGCCCCGCAGGAGCUGUACCCUGGAAGGAGGGGCCAAAAAUUAUGCGGAGAGUGAUCACAGUGAAGAUGAGGACAAUGACAAUAGUGCCACCACAGAGGAGUCCACCAAGAAGAACAAGAAGAAACCACCAAAAAAAAAAUCUCGUUAUGAACGGACGGAUACGGGUGAGAUAACGUCCUACAUCACUGAGGAUGAUGUUGUCUACAGGCCAGGAGACUGUGUGUAUAUCGAGAGUCGGAGGCCAAACACACCGUAUUUCAUCUGUAGCAUUCAAGACUUCAAACUGGUGCACAACUCCCAGGCCUGUUGCAGAUCUCCAACUCCUGCUUUGUGUGACCCCCCAGCAUGCUCUCUGCCGGUGGCAUCACAGCCACCACAGCAUCUUUCUGAAGCCGGGAGAGGGCCUGUAGGGAGUAAGAGGGACCAUCUACUCAUGAACGUCAAAUGGUACUACCGUCAGUCUGAAGUUCCAGAUUCUGUGUAUCAGCACUUGGUGCAGGAUCGGCAUAAUGAAAAUGACUCUGGAAGAGAACUUGUCAUUACAGACCCAGUUAUCAAGAACCGAGAACUCUUCAUUUCUGAUUAUGUUGACACGUACCAUGCCGCUGCCCUUAGAGGGAAGUGUAACAUCUCCCAUUUUUCUGACAUAUUUGCUGCAAGAGAAUUUAAAGCCCGAGUGGACUCAUUUUUCUACAUAUUAGGCUACAACCCAGAGACAAGGCGGCUGAACAGUACUCAGGGGGAAAUUCGAGUUGGUCCUAGCCAUCAGGCCAAGCUUCCAGAUUUGCAACCGUUUCCUUCUCCAGAUGGUGAUACUGUGACCCAGCAUGAGGAGCUGGUGUGGAUGCCUGGAGUGAAUGAUUGUGACCUCCUCAUGUACUUGAGGGCAGCCAGGAGCAUGGCAGCGUUUGCGGGGAUGUGCGAUGGAGGCUCCACAGAGGAUGGCUGUGUUGCUGCAUCUCGGGAUGACACCACCCUCAAUGCACUCAACACCCUACACGAGAGCAGUUACGAUGCUGGCAAAGCCCUGCAGCGCCUGGUAAAGAAGCCCGUGCCCAAGCUGAUUGAGAAGUGCUGGACCGAGGACGAAGUGAAACGCUUCGUUAAGGGACUCAGGCAGUACGGGAAGAACUUCUUCAGAAUUAGAAAGGAGCUGCUUCCCAAUAAGGAAACAGGGGAGCUGAUUACCUUCUAUUACUACUGGAAGAAAACCCCAGAAGCAGCCAGCUCCCGAGCCCACCGGCGGCACCGCAGGCAGGCCGUGUUCAGGAGGAUUAAGACUCGAACUGCGUCCACACCGGUCAACACGCCCUCCAGACCCCCCUCCAGUGAAUUCUUGGACCUGAGCUCAGCCAGUGAGGAUGACUUUGACAGCGAGGACAGUGAACAGGAGCUGAAGGGCUACGCCUGCCGCCACUGCUUCACCACCACCUCCAAAGACUGGCACCACGGGGGCCGGGAGAACAUCCUGCUCUGCACAGACUGCCGCAUCCACUUCAAGAAGUACGGCGAGCUGCCGCCCAUUGAAAAGCCUGUGGACCCCCCGCCGUUCAUGUUCAAGCCUGUCAAAGAGGAGGAGGAUGGGCUCGGUGGGAAGCAUAGCAUGAGGACGCGGCGGAGCCGGGGCUCGAUGUCUACACUACGUAGCGGUCGGAAGAAGCAGCCUACCAGUCCUGAUGGCCGUGCCUCGCCCAUCAAUGAAGACAUUCGUUCCAGCGGCCGCAACUCCCCCAGUGCUGCCAGCACCUCCAGCAAUGACAGCAAAGCGGAGACAGUGAAGAAGUCCGCUAAGAAGGUGAAGGAGGAGGCCUCAUCCCCUCUCAAGAGCACCAAGCGCCAGCGGGAGAAGGUGGCCUCUGAUACAGAGGAAGUUGACAGGGCCAGUUCCAAAAAGACAAAAACCCAGGAGAUCAGCCGGCCCAACUCGCCCUCCGAAGGGGAGGGAGAGAGCUCCGACAGUCGCAGUGUCAAUGAUGAGGGCAGCAGUGACCCCAAAGACAUCGACCAGGACAAUCGCAGCACGUCCCCCAGCAUCCCCAGCCCCCAGGACAAUGAGAGCGACUCGGACUCAUCCGCUCAGCAGCAGCUGCUGCAGGCCCAGCCUCCAGCCCUACAGGCACCCAGUGGAGCUGCCCCAGCUCCUGCAGCAGCCCCGCCAGGAGCAGCCCAGCUCCCCGCCCCAGGACCCACACCCUCUACUGCUGCAGUCCCUCCACAGGGCUCCCCGGCAGCUGGACAGCCCCCAAACCAGCCUCAAGCUCCCCAAGCACCAACCACCCACACCCAUAUCCAGCAGGCACCAGCGCUGCACCCCCCACGGCUGCCCUCUCCACACCCCCCACUGCAGCCACUGAGUGGGCCUCCUGGCCAGCCUCCCCUGCACAGCCAGGGCCCACCAGGGGCACUUGGCCUACAGGCUGGGCAGCUACUGCAGCACCCUGGCCCCCCACAGCCCUUCAGCCUCCCUCCCCAGGCUCCCCCGGCACAGGCUCCACUGGGCGCUGCCCCAGCUGCAGCUCACCCCCACAGCACCCUGCAGCUCCCAGCCUCCCAGGCAGCGCUGCAGCCCCAGCAGCCUCCCAGGGAGCAACCCCUGCCCCCAGCUCCCCUGGCCAUGCCUCACAUCAAGCCACCCCCCACUACACCCAUCCCCCAGCUGCCCACCCCACAGGCCCACAAGCACCCUCCACACCUCUCUGGGCCCUCGCCCUUCUCCAUGAAUGCCAAUCUGCCACCACCUCCAGCCCUGAAGCCCCUCAGCUCCCUAUCCACACACCACCCACCCUCAGCCCACCCACCACCCCUGCAGCUCAUGCCACAGAGCCAGCCCCUGCCCUCAUCCCCAGCCCAGCCCCCUGGGCUGACCCAGAGCCUGCAGCCCCCUGCCACUGCCCACCCCCCCACCAGCCUCCAUCAGGCAGCCCCACAAGCCCCGUUCACCCAGCACCCAUUUGUCCCUGGCGGUCCCCCACCCAUCACCCCACCCACCUGCCCACCCACCUCAACCCCACCUGCAGGGCCCAGCGCCUCUGCCCCACCUCCCUGCUCCACUGCCCUGUCCUCAGGAGCCAGCACACCCGGGGCAGCUCCAUGCCCGCUCCCCACUGUCCAUAUCAAGGAGGAGGCUCUGGAUGAUGCUGAGGAGCCUGAAAGCCCCCCACCCCCACCAAGGAGUCCAUCCCCCGAGCCCACUGUGGUGGACACCCCCAGCCACGCCAGCCAGUCUGCCAGGUUCUACAAACACCUGGACCGGGGCUACAACUCCUGUGCCCGGACAGACCUGUACUUCAUGCCUCUGGCUGGGUCCAAACUAGCCAAGAAGAGGGAGGAGGCCAUCGAGAAGGCCAAGCGAGAGGCAGAGCAGAAGGCUCGAGAGGAGCGGGAGCGAGAGAAAGAGAAAGAGAAGGAGCGAGAGCGGGAGCGAGAACGAGAGCGGGAGGCUGAGCGGGCAGCUAAAGCAUCCAGCUCUGCACACGAAGGCCGCCUUAGUGACCCUCAGCUCAGUGGUCCCGGCCACAUGCGGCCCUCCUUCGAGCCCCCUCCAACCACCAUCGCUGCUGUGCCCCCUUACAUCGGGCCUGACACUCCUGCUCUUCGGACACUGAGCGAGUAUGCUCGGCCCCACGUCAUGUCUCCCACCAACCGCAACCACCCUUUCUACAUGCCCCUGAACCCCACUGACCCCCUGUUGGCCUACCACAUGCCCGGCCUCUACAAUGUGGACCCCACCAUCCGAGAGAGGGAGCUCCGGGAGCGCGAGAUCCGCGAGCGGGAGAUCCGUGAGCGUGAGCUGCGAGAGCGCAUGAAGCCGGGCUUCGAGGUGAAGCCCCCAGAGCUGGACCCCCUGCACCCAGCCACCAACCCCAUGGAGCACUUUGCCCGGCACAGUGCCCUCACCAUUCCCCCCUCAGCCGGCCCCCACCCAUUCGCCUCUUUCCAUCCUGGUCUGAACCCUUUGGAGCGGGAGAGACUGGCCUUGGCAGGCCCCCAGCUGCGUCCCGAAAUGAGUUACCCGGACAGACUGGCAGCCGAGCGCAUCCACGCGGAGCGCAUGGCAUCGCUCACCAGUGACCCCCUGGCGCGUCUGCAGAUGUUCAAUGUGACUCCGCACCACCACCAGCACUCCCACAUCCACUCCCACCUCCACCUCCACCAGCAGGACCCCCUCCACCAAGGCUCAGCAGGCCCAGUUCACCCCCUGGUUGACCCCCUGACUGCGGGCCCCCACCUGGCUCGCUUCCCCUACCCACCUGGCACCCUCCCUAGCCCUCUGCUGGGCCAGCCCCCCCACGAGCACGAGAUGCUGCGCCACCCCGUCUUCGGAACCCCUUACCCCCGAGACCUGCCUGGAGCCAUCCCUCCUCCCAUGUCGGCAGCCCACCAGCUGCAGGCCAUGCACGCCCAGUCAGCUGAGCUGCAGAGACUGGCCAUGGAGCAGCAGUGGCUGCACGGACACCCCCAUAUGCACGGCGGCCACUUACCCAGCCAGGAAGAUUAUUACAGCCGACUGAAGAAAGAAGGUGACAAGCAAUUAUAAGUUAUUUAUUUGUUAAUGCUGGCUGUGGAAACCCCAAUUCUUGGGGGGAGAAACAGGACUUUUUACAUACAGUAGCAGCUGCAAAAGCAAAAAGAAUAUCUUCUAAAGAUUUCUUUAUAUAUUUAAAAACCCCACAACUAAAAAUGUAUCACAUAAUAGUGUUCGUUUGUUGAGAGGAUUUCCCGAGACUGGCUUGGGUCUCCCUGCAUGACUCCCCAGAAACGUAGUGAGUCCCGGACUGGGCUGGACAUCCGGACCCCUGUGAGCACGGUGGCUUCGCCUCCUCUCCUUGACCCCUCAGCAGGUGUAGGACCUGUCCCACCCUCACUGUGCGCAGACACGCUGAGUCGUGGGCUCUGGCCUGCGGGUGUGCAGGUGGCAGCAUAUGAGUUUGCAAUCCAAGAGCUAUAAUUUUUAAAAGAAUCUUUUAUUUUAAUACAUUGUAGGAAAUCUUCAUAAUUUGAGAAAGUUCUGCAGCAUGGCUUUUUAUGUCUGUAAAUAAAUAAUUUUAGAACAGCCUUCUUUUCCUUCCACAAACUACUGUUCUAUUUUUUCCAGCCAUGUCACUAAUUAUGGAUUCCUACCAGCUAUUGACAGAAUACAGAGUUGAUUUUUUAAUAAAAAGCUAUAUAUAAUUAUCCCUUUAAUUAAAGGGAGCCGAUGGGUGUUACUAAUUACAAGCAGGCAGGAGCUUGGGACUAGGCAGGUUCAGUGACAGCACUUGGGCUGGCAGAGCUGCCACGGCGAACUCCCCUGUGCUGCUCGGCGUGCUCUGUCGCUCGUGCGUGCUAGGCUGAGGCACAGAUGUGUGAGUGCAAGCCCCUUCCGCUUUGCACAGGUGUGUGGAGGGCCCUGCUGCCACCGUGUCCUGUCUUGUGGGAUGGAAAGCACGGAUUUUUGUGUGCCUGAUGGCAGAUUUCCUUACACAGUUCUGUGCACACACAUUUGAUGGUUCUGGAUAAAUUGCCUUUAUAAUACUCUGAAAUUUCAUGAACAGUCAAGAAAGUUCCAGAAAAUGACUCCAUACAGAUAACUCAGCGCAGGAAAGACCAGGACGUAGCACUUGCCAAAGGAAUUAGAAAACUGCCCAGCUGUGCGUGUCACCUUUCAGAUCUCCUUGUGCAGGCGAGACCCGAGGUGAACGCAGUGUGGAUGGCACCUGCACCUGUGCCCGCACAGCAGGUGCAGACACUGACCCAUGCGACUGGUGAACCACUUGAGUCCCGAGCAGCCUCCUAGAGCUGGGACCAGGAGCCCAGCCUCGAGCCCACUGGCGAGGAGCAGGGCCUGCCGCCCCCAGGAGCCAGAAGCUUUUCAAAGCCGCAGCAGGCACGCCAGCAUCUGUUGAAGCUCCUCCUGUCCUCAGACUCCCAGGAGUCCCUUCUGUGGCCCCAUGUGUGGGUCUGGGGACCGGAUGGGGUCAGAGGACAGGGCUGUCCUAGACCCAGCAGGCCUGCGCUCAGCCCCGGGCUCUAGACCAACCAGCAGCACAGCACUCUCCAGUUUCUAUCAACCACAUUGGUUUCAGUUGGGACAGAUAGGAUUGUUUUGUUGUUGAAAAUGUUUGUAGUUUGGUUUUCGUUUUGUUUUUCUCUCAUUCCAUUUCUGCCUUAACUUUAGUUCCUUACUGGAGGCAAGUUCAGAUGAACUCUGUCAUGAAAUUUCCGGCUGCCUCGGCACAGGGGUGGUGACCAGCACCCAGCCCUCAGGCUGGCUCUGCCCAUGGCACGGAGCACGGGCACACCCUGCCGGCCCCACCUCCCUUGCUCAUGUGUCUUUCCCUUUGGAUAGAGCCCACAUGUACCAUUCAGUUGAACCUGGUCUCCUCUGUUACCCAUUUUUCCAAAGAAGAGAAAGUGACAGACUUGCAGUCUGCACUUGAAAGCCACUUGCAGGUGGUGUUUCCUAGGGCUUCGGGUUCUCUGGAGCCGGAAGCCCCCAGCCUGACCCUCGUGCUCCGCCCGGCCUCCUGUGGCCAUGAAGCUGGUGCUUGUUUUCUUUGGAGUUUCCUUCUUCCGUUUGAAGUUUGGUUUUGCUUUCGGUGUUCUGUAUGUGUCUCGCUCCAUGUCGUCAAGGCUGAGCUUCUCCUCACUGCAGCAGAGCAGAGUGUCCGUUCUGAUUUGCUACGUUUCUAUAUAUCUUGAAGCUAAAUGUAUAUAUGAGUAGUUUGCCAGAGAUAACACAGUGUAAGCAGUAGACACCCAGAAUCGUGACUUCUGUGUUCUCUCCAUUUGAGUAUUUUGUAAUUUUUUUGAAAUAUUUGUGGACAUAAAUAAAACCAAGCUACACUA
Messenger RNA from Octodon degus (degu), 7561 nucleotides. It is a transcript of the gene Rere, whose product is annotated as arginine-glutamic acid dipeptide repeats. The coding region runs from base 627 to 5270 and encodes 1547 amino acids. Gene Ontology annotation, biological process: regulation of DNA-templated transcription. Gene Ontology annotation, molecular function: sequence-specific DNA binding; chromatin binding; transcription corepressor activity. Gene Ontology annotation, cellular component: nucleus. The transcript is spliced from 23 exons. The record is from RefSeq and is a predicted model, not a curated record. NCBI's taxonomy places the organism in Eukaryota, Metazoa, Chordata, Mammalia, Rodentia, Octodontidae.